GAUGAGCGAGGAGGGGGCGGGCGGGGCCCGGCGGAGCGGCGGCGCCUUCCCCAGCCUGGAGCAGAUGGUGGCCGCCAGCCCCGGGAAGACGCCCAUCAGCCUCCUGCAGGAAUAUGGGACACGCUUAGGACGGACCCCCGGCUACGACCUGCUCAAGGCCGAGGGCCAGGCCCACCAGCCCAACUUCACCUUCCGCGUCACCCUCGGGGACAUCAGCUGCACCGGGCAGGGCCCCAGCAAGAAGGCGGCGAAGCACAAGGCGGCCGAGGUGGCCCUGAGGCUGCUCAGAGGUGGGGGGGCCAUGCUGGAGCCCCCGGAGCACAGCUCUCCUUUCCCCCCAGAGCCCCCGGCUGAGCCCGGCCCUGCUGCUGCCCCCCCAGCCCCUGCCGUGCCCCCUCCCUCGCCCAGGGGGCCCCCCCUGGAGAUGAAGACACCCGUGUCCCCCCCUCAGUCGGAGUGUAACCCCGUGGGGGCUCUGCAGGAGCUGGUGGUGCAGAAGGGCUGGCGCCUGCCCGAGUACACGGUGACCCAGGAGUCGGGGCCGGCGCACCGCAAGGAGUUCACCAUGACGUGCCGCGUGGAGCGCUUCGUGGAGAUCGGCAGCGGCACCUCCAAGAAGCUGGCGAAGCGCAACGCGGCCGCCAAGAUGCUCGUGCGGAUCCACAACGUGCCGAUGGAGCCGCGCGACGGCAGCGAGGCCGAGGGCGAGGAGGACCAGUUCAACAUGACGUGCCCCCGGCUGGAGGGGCUGCGGGGCCGAGCCCCCGGCUGUACCUGGGACUCCCUGAGGAACUCGGCGGGCGAGAAGCUGGGGCAGCUGCGGAGCCGGGGGGGAGCCCCCGCCCCGGGGGGGGCCUGUGCCCUCCUGCAGGAGCUCUCGGAGGAGCAGAGCUUCGCCAUCAGCUACCUCGACAUCGACGCGCUGAGCCUCAGUGGGCUGCACCAGUGCCUGGUGGAGCUCUCGACGCAGCCGACCACCGUGUGCCACGGGGCCGCCCCGUCCCGCGAUGGCGCUCGCGCCCAGGCCGCCCGCAACGCCCUGCAGUACCUGCGCAUCAUGGCGGGGGGCAAGUGACCCCCCCGGGGGCGAGUGACCCCCCCCGACACACCCACGGGCGCACGGACACUCCCCAGGACUCGCUGGACUCACGGUGGGGCACCCGGCCCCCACCCACCACCUCCCGGACACAGGGACCCACUUGGGUCUGCGGAUGGACAGACAGACGGACCUCAGGGCCCAGGGGCUCUCUCCGGCCUGGACCCCCCCCAACAGCAGCGCCAGGAGGGUCCCCGGGCACCAUCGGCCCCCAGGAAUAAAGCUGGGGGGGUUUGUA
Neopelma chrysocephalum (saffron-crested tyrant-manakin) is the source of this 1334-nucleotide messenger RNA. RefSeq names its product TARBP2, RISC loading complex RNA binding subunit (gene TARBP2). Lineage: Eukaryota; Metazoa; Chordata; Aves; Passeriformes; Pipridae. The coding region runs from base 2 to 1075 and encodes 357 amino acids. Gene Ontology annotation, molecular function: pre-miRNA binding; siRNA binding; double-stranded RNA binding. The transcript is spliced from 9 exons. Gene Ontology annotation, cellular component: RISC-loading complex. Gene Ontology annotation, biological process: regulation of siRNA processing; regulation of viral transcription; regulation of miRNA processing. The record is from RefSeq and is a predicted model, not a curated record.